CAUGGAAACGACUGUGCCAAAUUUGGCAUACACAUCGCAAACAUCUCGUUCGCGCGCUGACUGUGAUAUUUUCGGCCGCGGAGGACCGACCUUCUCUUUUUUUCUAACUGUGCCUUUCAGAAGUGCGGAUCUCAUCGCCAGUCGAAGAGAUCAACGCCAGCUUUUGAUCGAAGUGAAGGUGAGAACGAUUUCCUCGCGAACGCGCGGACGCGGCGACCACAACACAAGCUCCUUUGAGAUGUGAGUAGAGAAGACGAGCCUACGGAAAAAGUGUAUCCUACCCUGAUUUAUCUCAGCUCCACCCAUGAACACCUAACACAACUGCUCCACAGUCUGCUCACUGCUUUUAUAAUACCAGCUUCUGUCUUCUCUUACUAAUACCUCACCACACGAGUGCGACUCUUUUGCUCGGCAUGUCUCAGCUAAGUCGCCUCUCCGACAUGCGUGCCCGGGACAUCCGUCGCCGUGUGGAGGUCAUCCAAAAGAAGCUCUCUGAUCUCCAAGAGCUGGACAUACCGUGCGCCUUCUGCUACUCCUCCGUGAGGAACACGGGCAGUCUGUUUACACUCGGCGACCGCCGCAUCACGGACGUGAUGGAGAGGCACAAGAACGAGAUUCUGAGGAACCUCAUUGAGACCAAAGCGCCAGAGUCGGGCAGUGAGAGAAGCCAGGAGAUCCAUCUCAUCCUACCGCCGCUCCCCGGGCCCCUCUCCCAGCUGGGACGGAGUACGCUCCAGUCGCUCAUCGUGGGGAUCCUCAAAGAUCUAGGCAUUCGUUGGUCGGACCCCAAGCCUCAGUGGUGGCCGGUGGACGUCCCCUUUUUCUCCCCUCGCUCUAUCCCCGACACCUUCAAAGGGAAUUGGACAGAGGCUCUGCGGAGGGUGGUGGAGUCAGUCUACUCCUUCUUUAGCUAUGACGUCGCCACCUACAUUGCUGGGAACCUGGAGAUUGAAGAGGGAGGACAAGAGGAGGAGAGCGAACAAGAUACGGUUAGGAAGAUGGAAGAUGAUGGUGGUGAAGGUGGUGCAGAGCAAUCAAAAGUAGUUAAAGAGGAAGUGGGAGAGAGGGAGAACGAACAGGAAGACGAAGACGACAAUGAGGAAACGGAUGACGCAAUGUCAGGCCUGGAGUACGACACCAGUACUGAGGAAGAUGCAUUUGAAGAUAGCAAGAGCCCAGAGAGACCAGUCAACUCAACCUCUCACACACCUGUUCCUGACUUAGAAAAAAGCGAGAGGUUAGAUCAGAGGCACCCCGGUUCGUCUCCCGGCACUAAUCACAGGGUCCACUCCAGCUCCUCUUCUGGUUCUAACAAUAAACCAGUCAACAGUCCCUCCCACCCGUCGAACGACUCAUCGGGGGCUCAUAGCGGCUGCUCCGCCAACAGCACCAACAAGACCAUAUCCAGCUUCACAGUGGAGAACAUUCUCAUGGGUAACACAUCACGCUCCAACAGCACCUCAAGUGGCUCGCCCACGAGUGCAUCACACUUAGCAAACAAUACCUUCCUUGCCUUUCCCCCCACCACUCAGGCUAUGAGUGGUCUAGGGAGUGGGGUGAGUCAUGGUAGCAGCAGCACUCCAGCCAGCCCGGCGUCGGCUAACUGGACCAGCCAUCCACCGGUCAAGUAUACAAAGUUCACCAUGAUGAGCCCGUCGUCCAUGAGGAUAGGGGGAGACAAGAGGAGGAAGGGGGAGAGGGACAAGACUGUCACCACCACCACUACCGCUACCAGUGAUGGUAACCACCACAAACUGCAAGCUCCUCCAAUUCCUGAAGAGGUGGCUCAUCAGGCGUCCAGAUGCAAGGAGGAACCUAAAUCUCCCGCUCCUCAUUCAGGGUCUGUCCACCUGUCCACUGCUGCUCCAUCAUCUCACUUGACUUACCACCACUCAGUAAUUCAGAGUGCUGUGCCGUCUUCCUCCGCUGUUGCUUCACUCAGCCGGCAAAACUCGUCCCAGUCUGUUAGCGGAGCAGCAGUGGCCUCUCCGCGUCUCAUCCCCGUGAGCCCAAACCCGUUCUCUCGCGUCCAGACCCAGUCUCCCCACCAUCCUCAGCAGCAGCAUUACGUGGUGUUUUUCCCACCCAAUGUGGCCCUCAUGACUGCACCCACCGGCGAACUACAAGUCAUUGGACAGAACUCUCCCCAGCUCUACAUACAGGGAGCUGCACUCCACCAGGCUAACGGGAACCACGUGCACAAGAAGACCUCUUCCCCUCACCUCUCUUCAUCCUCCCCGUCUCCUCCUCCAAACCCCAAUUCCAGUUCCUCAAUACUGUCGUCAUCCAACAACCUUCGUCUGUUCCGUACCAGCAGCAACCCUUCCUUUACUUCCACGAACAAGCUCUCUGAGCCCUCCCACUUUCUCUCCCGCACUACCACGUCUACGAGCGUUGAAAAGUCGCAGGCAACAAUGAUGCACAAGCUCGGGUCAAAGUCCCUCGUAGCUGCUGGAGGAGAGAAGGGUGAGGGUGGAGGGAGAGGGAUGCCAAAGCAGAAGAAGCUGAGGUUCCACAUGACGACAGUGGUGAGGAAGGAGCGGCGACGGUCCUCUUCGGUGAGCCUCACAGCCCCACCACCAACCCUCUGCAAUCGUCCUCCUCAGCCGGACACUAGACAAGGACCUCACGCAGGCAAUGCAGCCCAAAUCGAAUCGAAAAACAACAACAGAGUAGAGCGCACAUCAAGCGCUACUACUUCCUCCACUAAAAAAGGCGCUGAGGUGUCUAACCACACAAAUGCAGAGUCUAGUUUACACAAUAGCGAUUCUACCUCCUCUACUGAAGAGGCGGCCUCCAGACCACCACAUUCUGAUUCUCAAACAGACAUAUCUUCUACGAACGCACAAAACUCCCCAAAACAGAAAGAUCCGACCAAGUUUGAAAACCACCUUUCUCUUCCUCUCUCUCAGUCCUCGUCAGCUUCUUCAAUUGAGUCUUUCACAGGACACUUGCCUUCGGAGCAGAUUACAUCUAAUAGCAGGGGUAGGGGGAGAGGGAGGGGGCGGAGAUCCAGGGGCUACACACGCCGUAAGCGUGAACUGACCUUUCACCUCUACGAAGAUCCGUACAGAGCAAAGCGUUCGCGUCAGCAAAACUGAACACCACAUGUGCAUAUAAAUUUUUAUUCGUAUAUACACAGAGUCAUACUCCAAUGCUAUGUACUAUCGUAAUAUUAUCAAUUCCCCUUUCACCAUUACAGAAAUCACAUUUCGUCUAUAGAUUCUUUCUGUGAUCUGUUCAUUUUUAGUCACAUGCUUGACAGGAUCAAAAGUGUUUUCAAUUUUU
This is a messenger RNA of Geodia barretti, 3288 nucleotides long. The record is from the annotation of a GenBank genome assembly. Lineage: Eukaryota; Metazoa; Porifera; Demospongiae; Tetractinellida; Geodiidae.